This is a messenger RNA of Gavia stellata (red-throated loon), 741 nucleotides long. RefSeq names its product chromosome 11 C2orf72 homolog (gene C11H2orf72). The transcript has 3 exons. The record is from RefSeq and is a predicted model, not a curated record. Lineage: Eukaryota; Metazoa; Chordata; Aves; Gaviiformes; Gaviidae. Bases 1 to 741 code for a protein of 246 amino acids.
AUGGCGGCGGCGGAGCUGCAGGAGCUGCGGGCGCUGGUGGAGCGGGCGGGCGGGCGGCGGGCCGUGCUGCUGGUGGCCGAGGUGGCGGAGGGGGCCCCGGCGGCGGCCACGCUGGCCGCCUUCGCCCGCGACCUCCUGGGCGACGAGGCACCGCCGGGGCCGGGGCCGGUGCCGGGGUGCCGGUCCCGGCGGCGGGCUGGCGGCGGGCGACGGGCGCUGGGCGCGCGGCUGCUGCUGGUGCUGUGCCGCGGCGGAGCGGCGCGGGGCCGCGGGGCCCGGGCCCGCCUGCGGGAGGUGGUGCGGGACGUGCGCGGCCGCCUGCCCCCGGCACCGCCGCCCGCCGUCGUCGGCGUCCUCCUGCCCGGCGGGGACGGGGAGGACGCGGCGGUGCUGGACGCCACGCUGCGGCGGCACUUCCCGGCGUCCGGCACGGUGCAGGCGGCCCGGUACAGCCCCGGCAGCCCCGCCGCCCUGCGCGACUGCCGCGCCGCCGCCUGCCGCGCCCUGCGGGCCGCCCUGCAGCACCCCGCAGAGGACGGGAGAGACAGGGAGAGGUGGAGGCUCCCAUCCUUCCUGCGGUGCAUUUUUCUGAGCCGGAGGAGCCGGAGAAAAGGUCACGAAGCAAAAGCUGCAAACAACGUUCAUGAAGAUGACCUGCAGGACCCCGAGGAAGAAGUGGCUCUGACCAGCCUGUCUCCCAAUGGAAACUAUGAAGAAGCUGCUGGAGGCACGGGCACCUAG